AACCAUUCAUGCAAUCUUUCAAACCACAAUAACAUUUUUUUCAUCUUCAUAGCAUCAUAGACUUAAUAACCAUUUAACAAACUUUGAACCUUGCAAAAAGGGCUAUAGAAUUCUGCAUAUUCAUCUGUAUUUUUGAAUUUUGAGUAUAUCUACAAACAUGGUUUUUAGCCAAUUUGUUUGUCUUAUUGAAGAGGAGAAGACAUCACAGAAUGAUGAUAGCAACUCAACUUCAUGUUCAACUUUUUUUGGUUUGAUAGAUUUUUUCAUAUAUUCAACAUUAUUCAUCAGAAUACAAAAGUUUUUUUCAACUUUUUGGUUUUUCCUUCUCUGCCAACUUCGUUCCGGUGACUACGAAGUAAAGGGAGAGAAGCAGGUAUUAGAAACUGAAUCAAAUGUUAGCAGAGAAAGUGGAGAGAUUAAGAGGGUUGAAGUUGAAACGGUGAUGGCGAAAAUGGGAAUUUUUUGCAGCUCAGAAAGUGAUGAACUUGAUGAAAAAUAUGGUUCAAAUGAACUUUCUGAAUUGUUUGAUGAGAAUGAGCCAAGUUUGGAGGAAGUGAAGAUGGCUUUUGACGUUUUUGAUGAGAACAAAGAUGGAUUUAUUGAUGCAAAGGAAUUGCAAAGAGUUAUGUGUAUUUUGGGAUUGAAUGAAGGUUUAGAAGUUAAGAAUUGUCAGAAGAUGAUCAAGAAUUUUGAUGAAAACCAAGAUGGAAGAAUUGAUUUCACUGAAUUUGUAAAAAUUAUGGAAAACAGAUUGUGUUGAUUUUCUUUUUUUUUUUGUCCUUUGUUUAAAGGAUUUAUAUAAUGAGUUUAUUUUGACAUGUUCUUUUA
Medicago truncatula (barrel medic) is the source of this 828-nucleotide messenger RNA. RefSeq names its product probable calcium-binding protein CML46. The transcript has a single exon. The record is from RefSeq and is a predicted model, not a curated record. Bases 158 to 760 code for a protein of 200 amino acids. Lineage: Eukaryota; Viridiplantae; Streptophyta; Magnoliopsida; Fabales; Fabaceae. Gene Ontology annotation, molecular function: calcium ion binding.